AUUGUAUGUGCAAACAAGUAUCUACGCCCUUGCCGAAGUUACACUUGGUGUUGCGAAUUAAAACCGUCUCGUCCGUCAAUGAGAGACGAGAUUUGGACAAUCUUUACCGAAUGUGUAAAGUCCGUGAAUAAGACGUGUCGCCUGCAGAAUACUCCAUCCCAUCCUCGUCUUAAUCCCCUUACCAAGUUACCGACACAAUGGAUUCAAUGACAGAACAGUCCAACCACCCACCACCCACCGGGAACCCCCCCGGCGAUGACAUCGCCGUGGUCGGCUUCUCCUUCAAGCUGCCCCAGGGCGUAGACGACGUUGCCAGUUUCUGGGAUGUCCUGCACAACCGCAGGAACUUGAUGACUCGCUGGCCCGAGGCCCGCAUGAACGCCGAAUCAUUCGUGUCUGGUAAACGAAGCAAGUUCAAUUGUCACGGCGGAUACUUCAUCAGCGAUGACCCGGCUGCCUUCGAUGCCCCCUUUUUCUCCAUCUCCACGAAAGAAGCGGCCGCCCUCGAUCCCAUGCAAAGAUGGACGUUGGAGACAUCAUACCGUGCCUUCGAAAAUGCCGGAAUCCCCGCCGAGAAGCUCAAGGGCUCGAGGACUGCCGUGUUUUCCGCGUCUUUCACAGACGAUUGGUCAAGGAUGCUCUCACAAGAUCCCGAAAACGUGGAGCGAACUGCCGCCACCGGUGCCGCGUCGUCGCUCAUCUCGAAUCGCGUCAGCUGGUACUUUGACUUGAGAGGACCCAGCGUCCAUAUCGAUACUGCCUGCUCCAGCAGUCUGUUCGCUGUCGACAUGGCAUGCCAGUCUUUGCGGGCCGGCGAGUGUUCAGCUGCACUUGUCACCGGCUCCAGCCUGAUCCUCACCCCUACCUUCACCCACUUCCUGUCGAAUCUCGGCUUUUUAUCUCCGGAUAGCAAGUGUUGGACCUUUGACCACCGUGCAAACGGCUAUGCUCGAGGUGAAGGUUUCAUCGCACUCCUGUUGAAGCCCCUUUCCGCUGCUCUGCGGGAUGGUGACAUGAUCCGCUCCGUCAUCCGAGCUACUGGCUCAAAUCAAGACGGGCAAACACCGUCAUUGACCCAGCCCAGCCCCAGAGCGCAAGAGGAGUUGAUACGCCACGUAUACAAGAAGGCCAAUCUCCCUUUCGACAAGACCCGUUAUGUCGAAGCUCACGGCACCGGAACCCCUGUUGGCGACCCCAUCGAGUUGAAGGCCAUAGGAAGAGUCUUCCGAGGCUCUCGAUCUGCCGAAAAACCCCUUUACGUUGGCUCCGUAAAGACCAAUAUCGGACAUCUCGAAGGAAGCAGUGGCUUGGCCGGCGUUAUCAAAUCCAUCAUAUCUCUGGAGAAGGGCAUCAUCCCGCCUCAUGCGCUCUUUGAGAAGAUCAACCCGGACAUCGAUCUCGAGUUCUACCACACUUCAAUCCCCACCGAGGAGAUCGUGUGGCCAAGCGAGGGCUUGCGACGGAUAUCUGUGAAUUCAUUUGGUUUUGGAGGCACAAACACUCACGUUGUUCUCGAUGACGUGUACCAUUACCUGCAAGAGCGCGGCCUCACCGGCAAUCAUUGCACGGUGGCCUCUGCCAGUCCCACGUCAAAUGGCCUCACCGUCACCAACGGCGCCGCUACCAAUGGGACAGCUAACGGUUUCAUCACUAACGGGAAAAGCAACAGAGUCAUCACCGAUGACACAAGCAAUGGUGUCACUACCAGCGGAUUGGCCAACGGCACAAAGAGGACAACGAACGGCCACGCCAACGGCCACGCCAACGGCCACGCCAACGGCCACGCCAACGGCCACGCCAACGGACACGCCAACGGCCACGCCAACGGCGUCAACGGUCAUGCCCAAGGUAAGUCUCGACUGCUCGUCUGGUCCGCCGCGGAUGAGAAGGCAGUCAAGCGCACGAUCGAGCGGCAACAGACUUUCUACAAGGACCACGUCGCGGGUAACCCUACCAAACUCGACCAACUCGCCUACACACUGGCCGCUCGGCGAAGCAGCAUGCUCUGGCGCACAUCAGCCAUCGUCACCGAGGGUGGGGCCGGUGACACUGCCAGCCUGUCUGCCGCCAAGCCAGUGCGCAGCUCGGGAGAAGUUGGACUGGCCUUUGCGUUCACCGGCCAGGGAGCACAGUACGCCGACAUGGGCUGGGAUCUCGUCCACCAAUAUCCGCUCUUUGCGGCAACACUGGAGCGGAUCAACAAAAUUUAUAGCAGCCUCGGAUGUGAAUGGGAGCUGCUGGAUGAACUGCGCAACAGCGAGAACAUCGACCGUCCCGAGUACAGCCAGCCGCUAUCUACGGCUGUACAAGUGGCCUUGAUCGAGCUACUCAAGAGCUUCCAUGUUGUGCCCAAGGCAGUCAUCGGGCACUCCUCGGGCGAGAUUGCUGCUGCAUACGCCAUCGGUGCGCUAUCGCUGGAGUCAGCCUGCAAGGUCUCGUACUUCCGCGGUCAGCUGGCCGGCAAGCUCCGGGCUGCCAGCUCUCCUGCCGGCGCCAUGAUUUCGGUGAACCUCGCCGAGGACGAGGUUCCAGCCUACCUCGAGAAGGUCGGUGCCGCAGGCGUCAGCGUAGCUUGCAUCAACAGCCCCCUAAACUGCACCCUGUCCGGUACGGAGAGCGCCAUCGAUGCCGUCAAGGAGCAGGCCGACAAAGACUCCAUAUUUGCCCAGAAGCUGAAGACAGGCGUGGCGUAUCACUCGUCCGCCAUGUUGGCUAUCGCUGAUGAAUACAAGCAGCAGAUGGGAAGCCUUGAAGCUUCCAGCUCUCGCUCCUCGAUUCCCAUGGUUUCUACUGUGACGGGCAAGACUGUCCGCCCUGCCGUCCUGACCACAGCACGGUAUUGGGUGGACAACAUGGUGUCUCCAGUCCGCUUUGCCGAUGCCGUCCACGCCUUGACGCAGCAGUCCUCGACGUGGAAGGCCGGCUUCCUGGGCAGCAUUACGGAUCUUGUCGAGGUCGGGCCCACGGCUGCACUGCGCCGCCCUGUCGCAGACACACUGGCCAAGGCGGGUCCUCGUGCGAAGCAAGUUCGGUACUCAAGCGUGCUAUAUCGAAAGCGAUCAGCGGUCGAGACUACGCUGGAGCUUGUCGGCCAGCUGUUUGCCUACGGGCACCCAGCAUCGAUCGCCGCCGUGAACCAACUUGGCGGCGUGGGGCCUUUCCUUGUCGAUUGCCCCGAGUAUCCAUUUGAUCACUCUAACAAGUACUGGGCAGAGUCGCGGAUGAGCCGCGAUUACAGACUACGUGGUACCGUGACUGGCGAAGCCUUGGGGACGCGGGUAUCUGACUGGAAUCCGCUGCUGCCGAGAUGGAGGAACUUCCUGAGUGUUGAGUCGGAGCCAUGGGUCGCCGACCAUAAUAUCAGCAACACCGUGGUCUAUCCGGCGGCAGGCAUGCUGGUCAUGGCCAUGGAAGCCGCGCUGCAAACGGUACCCGCCACACGGACCAUCGCGGGCUACUGUGUCAAGGAAGCGCGCUUCAUGAGCCCCAUCGUCGUGGGAGAGACCUGGGAAGACAGGACAGAGACUGUGGUUGAGCUUCGACCGGUGCAGAUGCCAUACGAGAAAGAGUCGACCUGGUCCGACAUCCGCGUCUUCUGCUACCGUAACAACGAAUGGUCCGAGUGUUUCUGGGCGCGCAUCCAGCUUCAGUACGAGGACGAUUCCUUGCAGGUUGAUGUGCAGCAGGAGAAGAAGCUGCUCGGCGAAGAUGUCCUGCGCCGGUAUGAGCAUGCGGUGGAGGCGUGCACGAGGCCGGUGGACUCGCACGUGUUCUAUCGCAACGCCGCCGACCACGGGCUGCGAUAUGGAAACUGGUUCCAGCUGUUGGAGGAUCUCCACUGGGACGGGAAGAAGACCGCCGUCGCUCGCAUCGAUGUCUCCAAGCCACAAUUCCGCACGACGAGCCUCGUACACCCGGCCGUCUUGGACACCGUGUUCCACAUGCUGCGGGCAAGCUCCCAAGCCUUCGCCUCAGCGUCGGCCACCAACGUUCCUGUCAAGCUAAUCAACGCUUGGUUCUCGGCCUCAGGCUGGCAGAGCCCGCAAACUGGCUCCCUCCGCUGCUGGGGAACUGCAAACGUGGAGCAGGAUGCCGGCGAGGAUGGUACCAUCUAUACGAUGGGCGAUAAUGGGAAAGUCUUGAUGUCCAUCGAGCAUAUAGUCACCGUGGCCGUUUCCAAGCCGGACGAAGGCGACACACCAGCAACAAAGCUCCUGCACAGUGUCCAGUGGAAACCACAGCUGAGUCUCCUCGACCCGCGGCAGCUAUCGCAGGCAUGCGUCACGAGUCGCGUCGUCAAGGAUGACGCAACCAUGCUCGCUCAUCACAUUGAAGUAACAUCUGUCAUGAAUCUUGCUCUCUCCCGGACGCUGAGAGACAUGACCACAGCGGAACAUGAAAAGUUACCCGCCUCCCUUGAACGGCACAUGGCAUGGAUGAAACACCACGUCAGCACGCUCGAGCCCACCCAGAAAGACAACCCAGACGAUCCCAUCAGCGACGAGGAGCUCGAACAACGCCUGCAAAAUAUCGAAGCCAUGCACCCGUCCUGGAAGCUGCACACGAAUGUAGUCCGCGAGCUGAAGAACAUGCUAGUCGGCGCCAAGGAUCCACUCGAGGUAAUCUUCGACUCAGAUCUCGCCGACGUGUUCUACGCCGACAUGUUCGCGCAGAUCUGCGACGUGCGCCUGUGCAACUUCCUCGAGCUGGCAUCUCACGAAAACCCCGGCCUGCGAAUACUCGAGGUCGGCGCCGGCACCGGCGGCUUCACGGGCCACGUCCUGGCUGCGCUGCAGUCGCUUGAGAGGGAGAGCGGCGGGCUGAGGCUGGCCGAGUACACGUACACCGACAUUUCGCCCAUGUUCUUCGAGCGCGCCCGUGAACGCUGGAAGGCGCUGGAAGGCCGCAUAAGCUUCAAAACGCUGGAUCUGGAGCGCACGCUCGAAAGUCAGGGCUUCAAGGUGGGAUCGUACGACCUGCUCGUUGCUGGAAGUGUGUUGCAUGCCACAGCGGAUCUGGUGCGCACCAUGAAGAAUGUGCGAACCGCACUCAAGCCGGGUGGGCGGGCAUUGAUACUCGAGGUGAUCGCACCGGAAGACGUCGUGGUGAACUUCUCGUUCGGCCUCGUUCCGGGAUGGUGGCUGGCGCGUGAAGAGUGGCGGAAAAUGUCGCCGCUUCUAAACGAGGAGCAGUGGGAUGCCUGCUUGCAAAAGAGCGGAUACUCCGGUAAUGACCUUGUGCUCAGGGACAGUGAGGAGGACGGGUGUCACAUCUGCAGCAUUAUCGUGUCGACAGCUGUCGAUGAAGUCACGACAACGCCCAAACCCACCGAGUUGAAAUCCAAGAUUCUCUUGGUUGUCGACGAGCGCUCGGAAAAGCAGUCCGAGUUGGCCAACCUGAUCCGCGACCACGUGAAUGCCUUGGGUGGUGAACACCUUGGCAGCGUUCUGUCCCUGAAACGGUUCCAGGAGACCAAACCGAACCCCGACGACGUUGUCCUUUGUCUUGCGAGCCUUGACACUCCGUUCCUGUUCGACAUGUCCGAGAGCAAACUCACCUGGGUACAGGAUCUCAUGCGCCACACUAAAAAGUUACUCUGGGUGACUGCAUCAAGCAUCGAGGACUCGCAACUGCCCUUCUAUAGCCAAGCCCAAGGCUUCUUCCGCUCUCUGCGACUCGAGGCAGCCGACAGCCAAAUCGUCACUCUCGCCAUCGAGUCCCAGGGUGCUCCGAGUGCGGCGAGUUCUGCGCAGCACGUCACCAAGGUCCUUCAAGCCUCCUUCCUCGACUCGUCGCCCUCCCAGGAGCUGGAAUAUGUGGUACGGCACGGCCUUCUCGAGACCUGUAGGGCCGCAGAGGACGUCAAGGGCAAUGCGGCGCUUAAUGCCCUCCUCUCCUCGCAACUCCACAAAAAGCCUUGGUCCGAGGGGCCGGCACUAUCGCUCUCAAUAAAGAGAGCCGGAACGCUAGACUCGCUGUGCUUCACCGAGGACGCCGUAUAUGAGACAGAGCUAGCCACCGACGAGGUCGAGAUCGAAGCCAAGGCCUGGGGUGUAAACUUCCGCGAUGUCCUGCAGGCACUGGGUCGUCUAGAGGAAAGGACAUUCGGCUAUGACUGCGCGGGGGUCAUCACAAGAGUCGGAAGUGGCUGCAGCGGCUCGCUCCAGGUAGGUGACCGGGUCUGCAUGGCUUCGCCGGGCUGCAUGCGCCGGUAUCCGCGCGCGCCGGCGACAUCGGUGAUCAGGAUACCCAAGGAUGACAUGUCCUUUGCGGCUGCGGCUGCGGUUCUCGUCCCAGGGAUGACGGCAUACCACGCGCUUGCAAACGUGGCGCGGAUCGCAAAGGGUGAGACGAUACUGAUCCACUCGGCUGCGGGCAGCACCGGGCAGAUGGCCGUUGCCGUUGCUAGGAGGCGAGGGGCCGUUGUCUACGCGACCGUCGGCAGCGAGGAGAAGAAGCGGUUCCUAGUAGAUGUUCUGGGCGUCCCCGAGGGCCACAUCUUCCACAGCCGCAACACGUCGUUUGCGAAGGCCAUCAUGCGCGUCACCGAGGGGCGCGGCGUCGAUGUGGUGCUCAACUCGCUAUCUGGGGACGGCCUGCGGGCAUCGUGGGAAUGCAUGGCCCGCCGCGGGCGGUUUGUAGAGAUCGGAAAGGCCGAUAUCAUGGCCAAUUCGGGACUUCCCAUGUUCAGCUUCGCGAGGAACGUGAGCUUCUCGGCCGUAGACUUGCGUGAGAUCUUUGUGGAAGAUCCCCAACUCACUGCCGAGCUGUUGCAGAAGACCAUGCAAUUUUGGGAUGACACCGGCGCCACCCCGACGCCGGUGCACUCGUUCCCUGCCUCCCAAGUCGAGCAGGCUUUCCGAACACUUCAAAACGACAAGAAUAUCGGCCGUGUCGUGAUUGAGCCUAGGGCAGACGAUAUUGUUCCCCAAUACCUCCUGGAUCGGCAGCCGUGGAAGUUUGACAGCAGAGCGUCGUACCUCAUCGCCGGCGGCUCUGGGGGCAUAGGUCGUGCCAUCAUGACAUGGAUGGCAGAUCGCGGCGCCAAAUAUCUGAUUGUGCCAUCCAGAUCUGGAGCCUCGUCCAAGGCGGCGGCCGAUGUCGUUGCUGAGUUGAAGGCGCGAGGCGUCUACAUCGCCGCGCCAAAGUGUGAUGUGGCCUUGGAGUCGGCGGUAUCAAGCCUGCUUGAUGAGUGUGCACGCACAAUGCCCCCUAUCAAGGGCUGCAUCAACGCAGCAUUGGUUCUGCAGGAUGCCAUGUUCGAGAACAUGACUCUGGCCCAGUGGGAUCUUGCUGUCAAGGCCAAGGUGGAUACAGCAUGGAAUCUACACCGUCUCCUUCCCAAGGAUCUUGACUUCUUUAUCUUGCUGUCGUCCCUGGCUGGCAUCGUCGGCCAGAUGGCGACGACCAAUUACGCCGGAGGCUGUACCUUCCAAGAUGCCCUGGCACGCUACCGCAUCGAACAUGGCCAGAAGGCGGUGUCCAUUGAUAUCGGCUGGAUGCGCGACAUUGGCAUUGUCGCCGAAACAGCUGCUUUCCAACGCCAGCGUCUGGCCACCGAGGACAUGCAACAGAUCGACGGCCGCGAUCUGAUGGCCCUCCUGACACUGUGCUGCGACCCUGCUGCUCCACCGAUGACUCCGGAGCAGAGCCAGAUCCUUGUGGGCCUGCGAACGCCGGCCGACUUCCUCGCCAAGGGGCAGACACCUCCAGCCCUGUUGGAACGGCCGCUCUUCGCCGCCUUCUCGCGCAUCAUGGGCACCGAGACGAUGGCCAAGGCGGGACAAGCGGCGGACCCGGCGGCACUGUUUUGCGCCGCCGCCGACUCGGAAGAGAAGGUCCAGGUUGUCAUCAGCUCGCUGGUUGCCAAGCUGGCGCGCGCCAUGUCCAUCUCGCCCGAGGACGUGGAGCUCUCUAAGCCAUUAUCGAGCUAUGGUGUUGACUCUCUGAUGGCGGUCGAGCUUCGCAACUGGAUCAGGCGCGACUUUGCUGCACCUGUGGCCGUCUUUGAUAUCAUGGGGGGUGUGCCUAUUUCGACGGUCGGAGAAUUGGUGGUUGCUAGAAGCACUAGCGUUACUACAUAGUAAAUGUUGGAGCAUAUAUUGUAUCUUGAAGAUGAAUAAUGAUCGAAAUAUAUGUGAUCCAGAACAACACUUUCAAUAUCCCUCCAGAGGUGGCAUAAUGAGGCUCCCUGGCUACGCCGUAGGCCACACACCCUGCACACCCGCUGCACCCGUUGCACAGGUCAAAGCAGCGGCAGCACCGGCCCACUCACGAAGAUGGAAAUGACUCAAGGCAAGAUUAGGGAAGCAUUUUGUUCUGUAAUUAAGCAUUUGGGUGGUUGAGAUAAGAAGAUGGAGAUAAGGAGAGGAUCCCUGGCCCAUGGCGUAUGCUUGUUGCCCAGUGGUGGGCUGAUAAGCUGGUGCCCAUUUGGGUUUGCAGCCCCACAAAUCUGUUCCCUGUCCCCCCACCCCCUUAUCAACGCCACACUG
Messenger RNA from Phialemonium atrogriseum, 8492 nucleotides. RefSeq lists its product as uncharacterized. The record is from RefSeq and is a predicted model, not a curated record. Bases 198 to 8084 code for a protein of 2628 amino acids. Gene Ontology annotation, molecular function: oxidoreductase activity; 3-oxoacyl-[acyl-carrier-protein] synthase activity; phosphopantetheine binding. Lineage: Eukaryota; Fungi; Ascomycota; Sordariomycetes; Cephalothecales; Cephalothecaceae. The transcript has 11 exons. Gene Ontology annotation, biological process: secondary metabolite biosynthetic process; fatty acid biosynthetic process.